Messenger RNA from Torulaspora delbrueckii, 1494 nucleotides. It is a transcript of the gene CYS4, whose product is annotated as cystathionine beta-synthase CYS4. Lineage: Eukaryota; Fungi; Ascomycota; Saccharomycetes; Saccharomycetales; Saccharomycetaceae. The record is from RefSeq and is a predicted model, not a curated record. Bases 1 to 1494 code for a protein of 497 amino acids. Gene Ontology annotation, molecular function: cysteine synthase activity; cystathionine beta-synthase activity. Gene Ontology annotation, cellular component: cytoplasm. The transcript has a single exon.
AUGACUGUCGACACAAGAACCAAUGUUAUUGACCUAGUGGGAAAUACCCCAAUGGUCGAGCUUACAAAGCUUCCUGCAGCUUUGGGUGUCAAACCUAGAGUUUAUGCGAAGUUAGAACUUUACAACCCCGGUGGAUCCAUUAAGGAUAGAAUUGCAAAGAGCAUGAUCGAGUAUGCCGAGGCUGCUGGGGAAAUUCAUCCCGAUAGAACUACAUUGAUUGAACCAACUUCGGGAAAUACUGGUAUUGGUUUAGCUUUAAUCGGUGCUAUAAAGGGCUAUAGAACUAUCAUUACUUUGCCUGAGAAGAUGUCGAAUGAGAAGGUGUCCGUGUUGAAGGCCUUGGGUGCUGAGAUUGUUCGUACUCCCACUGAAGCCGCUUGGGAUUCUCCAGAAUCUCAUAUUGGUGUUGCCGAAAGAUUACAAAAGGAAAUUCCAGGUGCAGUUAUUCUGGAUCAAUACAAUAACCCAAGAAACCCUGAAGCACACUACCUAGGAACUGGUAAGGAGAUUCAGGAUCAAUUGGAAAAAUUGGGUAAAUUUGACAGUCUAAAGGCUGUUAUUGCCGGUGCUGGAACUGGUGGUACUAUCUCUGGUAUUUCCAAAUGGUUAAAGGGUAAGAAUGAGGACAUCAAGAUUGUGGGUGCAGACCCUGUGGGAUCUAUCCUUGCUCAACCACAAUCUUUGAACGAAACUUCGGCUCCAGGUUACAAAGUGGAAGGUAUUGGUUACGAUUUUGUUCCAAACGUUCUUGACAGAUCCUUGGUUGAUGUUUGGUACAAGACUGAAGACAAAGCUUCUUUCAAAUACGCUCGUCAGUUGAUCUCGAACGAAGGUGUCUUGAUUGGCGGUUCCUCGGGUAGUGCAUUCACUGCUUUGCUGAAGUAUGUAGCAGAGCAUCCUGAGUUGACUGAAGACGAUGUCCUUGUUGUUGUCUUCCCAGAUUCCAUCAGAUCCUACUUGACCAAAUUCGUUGACGAUGAAUGGUUGAAGAAGAACGAUCUAUGGGAUGACGAAGUCCUUGCACGUGUCAAGCAGACUUCCACUGUUACUAAGAAAGAUCCAUUCAACGGUGCUAAGGUUCAGGAUUUGCAUUUGAAGCCUGUGGUCUCUGUUAAGGAAUCUGCCAGCCUCGCAGAAGUCAUUAAGAUCUUGAAGGACAACGCAUUCGAUCAAUUACCAGUUUUAACGGAAGAUGGUAAAUUGAGUGGGUUGGUCACAUUGUCGCUAUUGUUGAGGAAAAUCUCUAACGGUACGUCAAAGGAUGAUAGCAUUAAGGAUAUCUACUUCGACUUCAAGAAAUUGAACAACUUCGAUCAAGUCUCCUCUUACAAUGAGAACAAAUCUGGUAAGAAGAAGUUCACCGUCUUCACUAAUGGGUCGAAGCUUUCGGAUUUGAACUCUUUCUUCGAGAAGAACUCUUCCGCAAUUAUUACCGAUGGCUUGAGACCAGUUCACAUUGUCACUAAGAUCGAUUUGUUGAACUACCUUGCUUGA